Messenger RNA from Onychostruthus taczanowskii (white-rumped snowfinch), 3374 nucleotides. Its product is annotated as secreted frizzled-related protein 5-like. The record is from RefSeq and is a predicted model, not a curated record. Bases 1794 to 2771 code for a protein of 325 amino acids. Gene Ontology annotation, biological process: canonical Wnt signaling pathway; non-canonical Wnt signaling pathway; negative regulation of canonical Wnt signaling pathway. Gene Ontology annotation, molecular function: Wnt-protein binding. The transcript is spliced from 5 exons. Lineage: Eukaryota; Metazoa; Chordata; Aves; Passeriformes; Passeridae.
AAAGGUGUCAUGUGGAUCACAGUCUGGGAACUGCUGCUUUACCGGAAGGGAGGCCAAAAAUCAUUACAGUGGGCAGUGGUGAUGGCCAGAGUUUCAGACUUCCUUGCUCUCACGUGGAGAGGAUGGCACUUUGCAAAAAAACAAAUCCCUUUCAGGGGAGCAUGGCACAGUGCUCUGUUAUGAAACUCAAACAGAAAGAAGAAAAAAUCUAGCUUACUCCCACUCAUUCUCUUGAUUCCCCCACUAAAAAUGGUCUUCAAACGCAAUAUUAAAGAGGAAAAUACUGGAGAUGGAUGAUGCCAGGCUCCAUACCCAGGUAUCUCCAGCUUUCCUUUGUAGCACAAAGCCAGCAGCAAUCAGGCAAUUCCACAAUCUCAAGCAAAUUAAAGCGCAGAGAAAUCCACCAAUAACCAUGAGGCUAGGAGACUUCUAGCUGCACGGUACACUGGGCACGCACUUGGACAGCACUGGCAAGGUCCCAUUCCGGAGCACAGCUGGCCCAGGAGGUUCAGAGGAUCCUCCUGGCUGGUGUCUACAAUAGCUAUGGUGACCUUGUUACCAGCUGCUGAGACUUUUGAAAAGGGAAAGAAAAACCACUAAUGCAGGACAGGUUAAGUGCUCCUAGACCCAAGGUCCUGCUCUCCAAAUUGCAGCUCCCUAGAGUUCCUGCAGGUAUGUGCCAAGGACAUGUUAUAGAUCAGCUACAGCAGCAAUCCUCAAAUGGAGGGAAAAAAUUAAUUACUUUCAUGACCUGAAAUCAACCCUAUCGGCUCAAGCUGUCAAUAAGCAGUUGGCUUCCUGCUAAGCACAGACCCGAAACAGCCCUGCAGAAAUUGAGCUGUUCCUGGGAAGCCCCAGGAACACAAUGCAGCCAGCUGUAUCCAUAACACACUCCAAGAAAACAAUUUCUGCCACAGGCAGCACAGGGUCCUUGUGCCAGAGGAUGCUUUAGAGCUGGAGCUUCCACUGACCAGUUUGAACCUCACGGCACCGUACCAGGUCUGAAUGAACCAUGUGCACUGGCAACCAACACCCCCAGUAUAUCCAGUUCCCCAAACUGGGCUACAAUAAUGAUGGCUUAUGGAACCUUAAUUACUUGCUGGAGGAAGGACAAUUCCAUUCUUCAGCGGUAGUAAGGGGAUUUCAGAAUGAAGUAAGAAUUCUGUUAACUGGAAAGUGUGUGGUCAUGCAGGUUGCAAGGUGAGGGGGCUUCCAGCUGAGUGCUGCCAAUCCUGUCUGCAAACAACUUGGCUCCACAGCUGCAAAUUAGUUCCUCUCUGCCCCCAGCUCUCCCAAACAGUUAACUUGUGGCUGUGAGACCAUCCUAUCUCCCUGCCUGCUCAACAAUAGAUCCAGCUAAACAAAUGCCUCCUAAUUGACUUUAAGCAACACUUGAUUGCUUUUACAAAAAACAAAAGAGAGGAAAACAUUAUGGUUUAUGAAAUAAUGACUAAUCCUGGAGCAAGAGAAAGGGGAUGGGUUGGAGCACUGGUGUCAAACCGAGAUUCAAUCUUGGCUGAAAGAGCCUCAAGACACAUGGGCCAAGUCAUUCACCCCUCCCCAACUGCCCUCAUUUCCACACCUGCUGAUCUAAGCCAAACCCCUGCUAAAAUACAAACAAUCGGGGCCUCUGGCAAAUGAAAAUUGGAGCAUUGUCUUCCCCAUGAGGGCUCUGAAAGGGCCGCACUUAAUGAGGAUGGAUUGACAAAGAGGUGGCUGGUAGGCUAUAAAAGGCAUUCCACAGUCAGGAGCAGCUCAGUCCGGGGUGUGCUGUUGGUUCACUUGCUCCAAGCAUGGUCAGGUCCCUCCGCAGGCACCCCUGGAGGUUGGGUGGCCCGUGGCUACUGGGUCUCCUGGCACGCCUGCUGCUCUGGGGCUCUCCGGGCGCCUGGGCGAGCUACCUGAGGAGAUCCUCCAGCUGCAUGCCCAUCCCACAGCACAUGGCCUUGUGCUACGAUAUCGGCUACUCCGAGAUGAGGAUUCCCAACCUGCUGGAGCACGAGACCAUGACAGAAGUCAUCCAGCAGUCUUCCAGCUGGCUGCCCUUGCUAGCCAGAGAGUGCCACCCAGAUGCUAGGAUUUUCCUCUGCUCCCUCUUUGCACCAAUCUGUUUGGACAGGCUCAUCUACCCCUGCCGCAGCCUCUGCGAAGCCGUCAAGAGAAGCUGUGCGCCCGUCAUGGCUUGUUACGGCUAUCCCUGGCCCGAAAUCCUCAACUGCAACAAGUUCCCUGCAGAUCAUGAACUGUGCAUUGCAGCAGUCUCCAUGGAUGAAAAUUCCUCAAGCAGGAGAAUGCCCCGAGCCAGCUGCAAGGACUGUGAGCUUGAGGAGGCCAGCACUGCCAGGGAGAUCCUGGAAAGCCUCUGUGCAAAUGAUUUUGCUGUGAAAAUCCGAAUCCUGAGGAGGAACACCACCACCACCAUCUCGGACUUCGACCUGGACCCCUCCAAAGUGGAGGUGCUGAAGCACGGCCCACUGCUCAGAACUGAAAUCCCUGCCAGGCUCCAGCAGUGGCUGGACAUAGAUGCCACCUGCGCCCACAACAUCAUGAGAGGCACUCAGGCAGGGGUCUUCGUUGUAAGUGGUGACGUACAGAGUGACAAAGUGGUGGUGAACAAGGCCUAUGCCUGGCAGAAGAGGAACAGGAACCUGCACCAGGCAGUGAGGAGGUGGAAACAUCACCGCUGCCCCGAACAGGCGGGAUGGAAGCUUCCUGCACUGAGAGCUGAUCAGCAUCCACACACGCAAAAGGAAACAGCCAUUCUCAAGUAAGAAAGGCACAGAGCAGACAGCUGAGGGUUUCUACAUAACAUGGAAAAAACUGUGUUUCAACAUCAGAAAUUCAGUGUGGAUCAGAAGAUUCUGGUAACGGGGGAUAUCACAAGAACCUUGAGAAAAGCAGAGCAUGAGUGAGACAUCAGCUGUUAAAGCUCUGCUUUGGUGUGAACAGCAGCUUUGCUCAGGACUGGGAGGUGAGGCCCAGCCCCAGCACAGUAGGAUAUUGCAGUAUCGAUAUGAGAGCAGGGGAGAAACCUUCCACAGCACCUCUACAUAAGGAAGAUAGAAAACAUGGGAAAACUCAGUCUCUCUGCAGCUCACUAUCUCACUCAAGCAGGACUGUCACUCCCUGCAGGGGCACACACUGUGCUCCAGACCACAGAGCAGAAAACGGCAAAUCCCCAGAUGAGGAAACAACUUGGAUUUCUACCGCGUAACAAAGCACUGCCCAUGGAAAAUUUUCUAUAUCGGCAGAAACCUGUGGCUGAAAUAAAAAACCAAAACAAACGGAAAAACCAGCCUUUGGGAGGAAUGCUUUCUGCCUUGCUGCUGACGCCUGCAGUGCUGGCCGUGCAGAGACAGCCGGGCUGCGGGAGG